GCCCAAAAGUAUGCUUAUACAGGCCUAAAAAAAGGUGGUGAUCAAGAUGAGGAAGGAGGGAGCAAGCGCCCAGUCCCUGAUAGACCACGCCGUGACGAAGAGAUCGAGUCAACCUGGAUCCAGUAUAUCACGCCUGAGGGCAACCAGGGCGAGAAGCAGCUCAGACACGUUCUCAAGACAUUUGAUCGAUCACAGUACGUCCUUGUUGAGGUGGACUCGCGUGCAAGACCCCCUAAAUGCAAACUAUUUACCAAGUCACGAGCACAUUUGGAAAAGGGUCAUAGGCUCGAAAUCCAGAUUAAUGGCAAGAGAGGCAAGAGCACUACUCAAGAGGACCGUAAUGCUGUCAUGGAGAGAGUCAAAAUAGAAUUCGAACCGGUAUCGAAGUAUGUGAGGCAACCUGAGUGGGUCUCUGCAACGACAGUAACCAUGCUUUUACAAGGCAACACUAAGAAGAACGACAAGACAAAACCGACGCAGCAACAAAUGUAG
Messenger RNA from Lobosporangium transversale, 492 nucleotides. RefSeq lists its product as hypothetical. The annotation marks the transcript as partial. Gene Ontology annotation, cellular component: mitochondrion. Gene Ontology annotation, biological process: ribosome disassembly; mitochondrial translational initiation. The transcript has 2 exons. The record is from RefSeq and is a predicted model, not a curated record. Lineage: Eukaryota; Fungi; Mortierellomycota; Mortierellomycetes; Mortierellales; Mortierellaceae. Gene Ontology annotation, molecular function: ribosome binding; translation initiation factor activity.